GCCAUCCUGUGGGUGUGGCGCACAGCGGAGUGUAAACUCUAGCGGGGCUGGAGCAAACCCUCGAUUAGCGGCAGCAGCCUGCCAGCCUGCCCGAGGAGCGUGAGGACCAGCGCGCGGCACAGCGACCGCACGAUGGCCUCGUCUCAAGGGAAGAACGAGCUGAAAUUCGCCGACUGGAUGGCAACUCUGCCCGAGAGCAUCCACAGCAUCCCCCUCACCAAUUUAGCCAUCCCAGGAUCUCAUGAUUCCUUCAGCUUCUACAUUGACGAAGCCUCUCCAGUGGGGCCUGAACAGCCAGAAACUGUCCAGAAUUUUGUCUCUGUGUUUGGAACUGUGGCCAAAAAGCUGAUGCGGAAAUGGCUAGCCACUCAAACCAUGAACUUUACUGGUCAGCUAGGAGCUGGGAUCCGUUAUUUUGAUCUUCGAAUUUCCACCAAGCCCAGAGACCCCGACAAUGAACUCUACUUUGCUCAUGGUCUGUUCAGUGCCAAAGUCAAUGAAGGCCUUGAGGAGAUCAAUGCAUUCCUCACAGAUCACCAUAAGGAGGUAGUAUUCUUGGACUUCAACCACUUUUAUGGGAUGCAGAAGUAUCACCAUGAAAAACUCGUCCAAAUGCUGAAAGACAUCUAUGGAAAUAAAAUGUGCCCAGCGAUUUUUGCCCAGGAAGUGAGUCUAAAGUACCUGUGGGAGAAGGACUACCAAGUGCUGGUCUUCUACCACAGUCCAGUGGCUCUGGAAGUACCCUUUCUCUGGCCUGGGCAGAUGAUGCCAGCACCCUGGGCCAACACCACAGACCCAGAAAAACUGAUCCAGUUUCUUCAGGCAUCCAUCACUGAGAGAAGGAAGAAGGGAUCAUUUUUUAUAUCUCAGGUGGUGCUGACCCCCAAAGCUAGCACCGUGGUCAAAGGGGUGGCCAGUGGUCUCAGAGAAACGAUCACCGAAAGAGCCCUUCCUGCCAUGAUGCAGUGGGUCCGCACGCAGAAGCCAGGAGAGAGUGGCAUCAAUAUUGUCACUGCCGAUUUCGUAGAACUUGGUGAUUUCAUCAGCACUGUCAUAAAGCUCAACUAUGUCUUUGAUGAAGGGGAAGCCAACACUUGAUAGUACCAUUAUAGUGCCAGUGAAUAAGAUAGAGAAAACUCACUGUAUUAGGCAUAUUAUGUAUAAACACUCUGAUCUUCCUAUUCCACUGAGUCUCUGAGGGAAUAAGGGCUGAAAGUGGGUGGGAAAAGGGGGAAACCAUUUCUUCAGUGAUUAUUAUCAUACUCUUCAUUACUAUAAAUAUUUCAUUUCCCAUUUGAUGAGCAAAACCUACUUCUAGUGUUAGGAAUAAAAAAAGACUAGUAAAUUUCAUUUCUCAGAAUUAGUUUUUGUAACUUAUGAGUGUUUACUUGAUUGUGUUUCUGAU
Messenger RNA from Eubalaena glacialis (North Atlantic right whale), 1405 nucleotides. It is a transcript of the gene PLCXD3, whose product is annotated as phosphatidylinositol specific phospholipase C X domain containing 3. The record is from RefSeq and is a predicted model, not a curated record. Gene Ontology annotation, molecular function: phosphoric diester hydrolase activity. Gene Ontology annotation, biological process: lipid metabolic process. Gene Ontology annotation, cellular component: synapse. NCBI's taxonomy places the organism in Eukaryota, Metazoa, Chordata, Mammalia, Artiodactyla, Balaenidae. The transcript has 3 exons. Bases 133 to 1098 code for a protein of 321 amino acids.